CCACAAGGCGGUGGCUCGCGAGCGAGCGUCAGCUACGCGCGCGCAAAAGUUUGCCCUCUUCAAUCGGUGCCUUGCUGUCGGGAAGAAAGCCCGGAAGAGUGUGUACAACAGCACGGAUUCGAAUAACGGCAAACGUUUAGCCUGCGGCCCGUCAUUUUUGGAGACCACCUUCUAGACCGGGCUUGAAACUUGGCACAGGACUGUGGGUAUCCUACACAUGUUUAGUAAUUCCUGGAAAUUCUACUUUUGAAUACACAAAUUUCUUGCACAUAUUUAUUUGGCUUGAAGAUCCACUUGUGAUUAUUUGGUUAAGUCAUGGCAACAGGGGGUGAGGAAGACCCCUUCAGUUCAAACAAUCGAGAAGACAACAAUUCCCAAAAUCAGCCUGAUUCUGAGGAGCAGGUUAUAGAGGAGACUGAGAGUGUGUUUUGCAGUUAUGUCUUUCAUCGUUACCAGCAAGAAAGUCAAACAGAAGAAGGUGAGGUACCAAAGGACCCUGAGAUUUUGGACCUGCAGCCCAGGUUAUACAGCACUCCUUACCGUGUCGGUCACCAGUUAGCCAUAAUUGGUGAUGAUAUCAACAGACGUUACGACCAUGAGUUCAGAAGAAUGCUCUCCCAGUUGGCACUCACCCCUCAAAAUGCCUACAUUUACUUCUGCAAGAUAGCCACAAGCCUCUUUGAGUCAGAGAUCAAUUGGGGCCGAGUGAUUGCCUUGCUCGGUUUUGGGUACCGAAUGGCUCUGCAUGUCUUCCAGCAAGGAAUAACCGGUUUCUUAAGCCAGAUUGGCCGAUUCAUUGCUGACUUUCUCCUUCGCAAUCGGAUUGCUCAGUGGAUUGCACAACAAGGUGGAUGGGUUGCUGUUUUAGAUUUGGACAAUGUCUACUUGAAGUACAUGUUUGCCCUGUUUGCUGUGGUUUUUUUGGGACAUAUCAUUCUGAAGCGCUUCUUCCGCUCAUGAUGGAAGCUAGCUGGCAGUUCAGGAUUCCCGCCACUGAGGUUAUUGGAACACAGAAAUAGGUCUUGGUGACAUCAUAAUUUCAGGGACUUAAUAUUUUUAGUUUGAGGCUGGGAUACAGAAGGUUGUAAAUGAUCAAAACUCUUUGCUUAAAAUAAUGUUAUUACUGUAUCUCCAAGGUUGGGAGACAUUUGUAGGAUUUGGAGAGUGUUUUAAACAACACCAUUUAUACAUAUGUUAAAUAAUAGAGCAUAAAAGGUUUACUAGCAUAGGAGACAAUGUUAUUCAGGAAAUUGCAGGGAUUUUUGCUAUUUUUUUUGCACAAAGGUUGAUUUGACUUUCAUAUUAUUUAUGCCAAGUUCUUUUUCUCUUCUGCUAAAAUGAAAGUCACCUUAACCAACAAUUAGCAAGUAGGCACUGUUCUCUGUUAAAGUGAAGAAUUGAUUCCAGAUGUUUUUAUUGUCUUUUAGAAACUGCAGUAUAUCAAGCAGAUUUUGUUUGAGGGUUUCAUCUGUAAGUUAAUUUUUUGGUUUAUUUAAUAGAUUUGCAGACCUAUGCAUUUCUUAAAAUGCAGUGCCUUGAUGACAUUGUCUUAUUGCUUUUCAUCAUUACUUCUGGCAUGAGCACAGGAUUGUACUUCACCUCUUUAAAGCGUGUACAAAAACCUUUAAAGAUUAGUUUAAUCAAGUACUAAGUUGAAAUUGCUCUUCUUACUGCAUGAAAUGGCCAUGUCAUAGGAAGGAAUGUGUAUACUCCACGGCAACCUGCCAAAUUACUUUUCAACCAGAAUACCUCAAUGAAUCAAACUACCAUUAAGCACCAUCUUUCUUCAGUCACCUGACCAACUCAUAUGCCAUUUGCUUGUUGGAUAUCUAUUGUGUUUAAUCCUGUCUGCCAAGUUAAACCAGUUGAUUAGCUUCCUUAGGAUUCUGCAUUUCGUUUUGGGAAUUCAUAAGUUAGCCAUAGUUAUAGUAUAAUGUUCUGGUAUAAAUAACUAAUAAGUGCAAUAAUUUAGCCUUACUUUUGUACAUUUCUAUUGUAUUGUUGCAAAAAGCUUCACAGGUAUCCUAAGACCUUUCUUUUUUGCAUUGAGCCAUUAAAGAAGCAGUUGCACCAGUGUCAGGAGGAAAAACAUUAUGAUGUAUGAUUUGAGAAAACUAAGAUCUAAAAUUAUGUGGAAUCUGGCCUCCACAUGUUAUUUAGUAAUAAGUCCAGUGUAGUGCAUUUUUUUGCAUCCCUUUGCCCAAGUAAGAUUGUACAGUAUUGUGUAAGCCUGUACAUCCUAGUAAACACAGACAGUUUUAACACAGUUUUUCUGCAGAGAGAAACACCAGUAAAUUGAGAAAAAUGCACUGGAAAUUUGCAGCGUUGUUAUGGAAAAUAUAUUUCCAUGUCCACUGAGUGAAAAUUUAUUUUCAUAUUUUUUUCAAAAACUGGUUGACGUAUAUGCAAAACUAGUUUUAUAGCUGUGUUCAAGUUUGGGCAUAAGAGCAUUUUUAAUUGAUCUGUUAUGUUGUGAAAUGCUCUCUAAACCUCUAAACUUAUGAAUACACCCAGAGUCUAUUUACAAUAAUGAUAAUCAUAGCUUACAGUACCCAUAUAUGUGAAACCUAGCCAAGAAGCAGGAUAUUGUAUGUGGUUCAGAUGCAAACAAUCUCUCAUAACUUUGACAGCACUUACUGAUAUCUCAUAUUACUUCCAAGGGUAUUGUCUACUAAUCAACCAGUUAAAUAGCAACCACUUUUCUCGUGCUGUGUAUAGGAUAUGCAAGCUUUCAGGUCAUAAAUUUCAUGUGAAUUCAUACCAUUGUGGUAGCUGCAGCUAAAUUUUGAUAUAACUCAGACCUCUCUUCUAAUUUAUCCGUUUAAAAUACAAAAUAAUCACAUUAAUCAAAAACAUUUUGAUUACAUUUUCCAGUUGCAUUGUGUUUGGAGCAAUACAGUGCAUACAUAAUAUGUUUGCUUUUUAUUUCUCAAAAAAAGUUCUAAAUCUUUACUUGAUAUUUGUGCAAAUCUAACAGGAAAUCAACAGUUACCUCACAAUUGUAUCAUAAGUCACAUGAGCUCCCUGGACCCUGUGAUUUUAGUAACAGAAACAAAAAGUUCUUUAUUGAAGAUACAGAAACUCUUACAAGUUCUCAUGAGUACUAGAUGGUGUGCUGCAUACCCUAUUACCAUACCCUUUCUUAAGUGUUAGGAGGUCUUAUGUUACAUCAGUGUGAAGCAUAAAACACAAUUCUAAGAUUUUGUUUAUAAAAGUUCUUGAGGGGUUCAAAAAUUUCUUGGAACAUUUGUCAGUGAAAAAGCAGAAUUUGCACCCUUGACAGGACUUCUGAUAUGUCUGUGAGAUAGUUGAAGGAAGAAGGGUGCAGUAGAAAGAAGGUAACAUGUCAACAAGUAUAGAGCCUACACAAAAACAUAACCAUGUGCUUUGUUCAAGGUGUGGUAUAUGCAGUGUAUGGAUGAUGUAAAGAAGAAACUCCGAAAACAACUUGACUAAGAAAUGGCAAAUAUGAAAACAAAAUGAGAGAGAGUAAUGCAAAGCAUUGACUGAGAGAAUGCAAAAAGAGGCAAAUAUAGCAAAGAGGGCAUGGUGAAAACAUAGUUUCACUUUCAAAGUCAAAUGCCUAUCAUAAAAGUGCUACAGAGAGUUGACAGAUAUAGAAAAUAUGCUACCAGUUUAGCAUUGGGGCUUUUUCUAUGACAGAGACAGCAUUGUACUUCUGAGUUUAGGAAGGCCAAAAAUGCUCUUGCUUAUUUAGCCUUUUUUUCAGGGUUCUAACUUAGAGAUAAUUUGAGUAAGCAAAGUCCAGACCAUUAGAAUCCUCCUGAUAUGUACCAUGGUAUAAUGCAGUAGUUUUCAGUUUCAGUCCUGGGUCUACACUGUGGCUAUAGGUUUUUAUCCCAACCAGCCUCUGCUUAGAAUUGGAUUUGCACCUUAAUUAAACAUGACAUUAUUUCUUACUUAAUGUAUUUUGAGGUUAAAUAAGAAAUUAUGAAACAAAUGCAAGUCUGUAAAUUUUUUUAUUUAAAUGCAGAAUGUAUUUUACAUGUGGAAAAUUUUGUGUUUUAUGUUGGUUUUUAAGAUUUUCCCUGUCAUCAAAUUUGAUUAUUUUAGUCAUUUUUUACUGAUGAACACCAUAAUAGGUCUGACACUGAAGUCGGUAUAGCCUUUCAACAUCUAAUGUUGACUGCCAUGGUAUCUACACAGCUCAUUAUAAUUAUUAGGAUAUAAUUAUGGGAGCAAACUACACUGUAAAAAUGUGAAUAAAUAGGAAAACAUUAAAAGACUUAAUUAUUUAGGCUAUCCCAAAAAAAAAAAAAAACACAUUUGUAAAUGUCUUAAGAAUGCAGU
Messenger RNA from Erpetoichthys calabaricus (reedfish), 4311 nucleotides. Its product is annotated as bcl-2 homologous antagonist/killer-like. NCBI's taxonomy places the organism in Eukaryota, Metazoa, Chordata, Cladistia, Polypteriformes, Polypteridae. Gene Ontology annotation, molecular function: protein heterodimerization activity; protein homodimerization activity. Gene Ontology annotation, cellular component: mitochondrial outer membrane. The record is from RefSeq and is a predicted model, not a curated record. The transcript has 7 exons. Gene Ontology annotation, biological process: intrinsic apoptotic signaling pathway in response to DNA damage; extrinsic apoptotic signaling pathway in absence of ligand; regulation of apoptotic process. The coding region runs from base 316 to 960 and encodes 214 amino acids.